Messenger RNA from Xiphias gladius (swordfish), 2339 nucleotides. It is a transcript of the gene p4ha3, whose product is annotated as prolyl 4-hydroxylase, alpha polypeptide III. Lineage: Eukaryota; Metazoa; Chordata; Actinopteri; Istiophoriformes; Xiphiidae. The transcript has 13 exons. Gene Ontology annotation, cellular component: endoplasmic reticulum. Bases 52 to 1605 code for a protein of 517 amino acids. Gene Ontology annotation, biological process: peptidyl-proline hydroxylation to 4-hydroxy-L-proline. The record is from RefSeq and is a predicted model, not a curated record. Gene Ontology annotation, molecular function: procollagen-proline 4-dioxygenase activity; iron ion binding; L-ascorbic acid binding.
UUCGGCUGGGGUCUCCUGAGCGUAGCCGCGAUCCGCGCGUCCUCGGGAGAAAUGUUUACGUCGCUGCUGAACGUACAGCAGGCGAUCGGCGUGGAGCGGAGGCUCAUCGGUCACUUGGGGACUUAUAUUGAGCGCGAGCUGGAGAGGCUGGAGGACAUCCGACGCUUCCAUGCCAAAGUGUCUGCCCUGCACGCUGAACUUUACGAAGGCCCGGGGACUGCGAUGGCAAACCCGCUGGUGGCGUUCACCCUGAUCAAGCGGCUGCAUUCAGAGUGGCUGAAUGUCGUCUACAGCAACGAAGCCUUGGAGAACGCACAAGCCCUCAGGUCCAGUUACGAGGAGGAAGAGGCCGAUCUGCCCAAACUGGAAGACCUCCAAGGGGCCGCUAAAGGGCUGAUGAGGCUUCAGGAUGUGUAUUCUCUCCAAGUUGCGAGCCUCGUAAGGGGUCGUUUCCAGAGAGUCAGUAAUGGAAAGCCUAUUGAUAUCUACAUACCGGCCGUCUCUGUCCCACUGUCUGGUGAUGACUGCUUUCUGGUUGGAAAGGUGGCCUACGAGCAGGAAGACUACUACCACUCAGUGCAGUGGUUGGAGGAGUCGGUGCGUCUCUUCAGAGGAUCAGGACGCGAGUGGAGCCCUGAGAAUGAAGGGACUUUGGAGGAUGCUCUGGAUCACCUGGCCUUCUCUCACUUUAAAACAGGAAACAUCUCCUACGCUCUGAGCCUAUCUCAGGAAUUACUGCAUUACGAUCCAAUGAAUGGAAGAAUUCUGCAGAAUGUCGAGAAAUAUGAGAAGCUGCUGUUUGCUGCUAGUCCACCCAGGGGCAAUGGGUUGAGGAGACCCACAUCCAAUCAUUUAAGGACCAGGGACACUUAUGAGAGACUCUGCCAGACCCAAGGCUCUCAGCCAAGGCACUUUGAAAACCCCAGACUAUUCUGUGACUACUUCACCAAUGACAAUCCCGGGCUGCUAUUGCUGCCAGUAAGACGUGAAGUUCUGAGCCUGCAACCGUAUGUUGUCCUGUACCACAACUUCAUCACUGACACGGAGGCUGAAGACAUCAAGAGGCUCGCCCAUCCAGGAUUGAGAAGGUCUGUGGUGGCAGCUGGAGACAAACAAGAAACAGCAGACUAUCGCAUCAGCAAGAGUGCAUGGCUGAAGGGCUCAGCACACUCCAUUAUUGGGAAGCUGGACCAGAGGAUCUCCAUGCUCACAGGUCUGAAUGUGAAGCAUCCAUACGGCGAGUACCUCCAAGUGGUGAAUUAUGGGAUUGGUGGCCAUUAUGAGCCUCACUUUGACCAUGCUACAUCACCUUCAAGUCCCGUGUUCAAGCUGAAAACUGGGAAUCGAGUGGCAACCUUUAUGAUAUAUCUCAGCUCUGUCGAGGCAGGUGGGUCCACAGCCUUCAUCUACGCCAACUUCAGCGCUCCUGUCGUGGAGAAAGCUGCCAUCUUCUGGUGGAAUCUUCACAGAAAUGGCCGAGGAGACGUGGACACCCUGCAUGCUGGCUGCCCUGUGCUUAUUGGGGACAAAUGGGUGGCAAACAAAUGGAUCCAUGAGUAUGGCCAAGAGUUCCAACAUCCCUGCAGCCUGAAUCCUGAAGAGUGAGAGGGCUUGAACAUCAGCUGGGCCCCUUGGAGUACAAGAGCCAGCCUCUACAAUUGAGAGGCACACUUGCAGGCGAAGAUAAAGGAGGCAGCCAAAAAGUGAACACACAGGCAGGGGAGGGGAGAGCCGUGAAAGGGCAGCCUGCAUCUGUGAUUUGAGCUCCGGGCCCCAGGGAGCCUGGAGCGUACAGCAGACUCUGCUGCAGUGGACUUGGAUAGCACAACGCCAAGAGGCGGGGUAGAGAGGAAUGGGGCAGUUGGCAAUCGGACCCUAGAGGGCAAAUGCUCUCUUGCUCCUACUGGCCAGUUCAUGCAGAUGGAGAGAGACCUCUGACUUUGCACACUGUGCUGGUUUCAGUUAACUGUGCAAGGCUUUUUACCUCUUGCUUUCUUAAAAACUUACAUCUUAUGCAGCUCUUUUCCCACAAUGGACCCACUCAAGGGUCUGUCGUUACAAAUCAACAAAGCUGAACCUUGUGCAGACUCUCAGAACUUUAUUUUAAAAUGUGUAAAUGCCAAAUGUAUAAAGAUAAUCCGUAUGCAAGGAUGAAUGUGUAUAAACUGAUGCAUUAGACAUUUAAAAAUAUCCAUUAGGUGUGAUGGUGUUGACAAGAAUAAAUGUCUCUUCUAGGUUUGAAAAUUUGUAACUGUACGAGUAAUAAUACUUCACUGAAAUGAACAAGCAGAUACAGAACACUUGUUCUACAGAGUAGUAAAAAAGUACUUUAUGACUUA